Cuscuta epithymum is the source of this 2872-nucleotide messenger RNA. Lineage: Eukaryota; Viridiplantae; Streptophyta; Magnoliopsida; Solanales; Convolvulaceae. The record is from the annotation of a GenBank genome assembly.
UGUGAAGUCUGCGAAGGAAAUGGAACGAAGGGAAUCGCAAGUCUGAAGCUUUGAACUCAAUGAACUGCUAAAGGCCGAAGGAAAUACAGAACGAACUACGAAGGGGACGUGCGGUCUGCGGAGUGCCGAGUGCGGAAUACCGAAGACCGGAAGAAAAAGCGGCCGACGACCGGCUCUGUCCGGCGCCACUCGCCAGUCUCCAGGCCUCCAGCCUGCCACCACCGCACCACGCAGCGACGCCCAUCCUGACCGGGAGUGACCGCCUCCAGCCUCCAGGACCACGACCGCACCAGUUCGGAAGUCCACUGUCCAGCCGCUACCCGCAGUAACCGGUGUCCGGUGCAUAGGUUAGACAUAUGAAUGGCGUGGAGAGUUUUAGAGAAAAAGGUUAUAUUUUUUUGUUUCAAGAAAACAUUGACAGUGACAUCAAAACAGACAGCAGCCUCAGUGUCCUCCAAUCUCAAUGAGGCAUUAAAUUCACUUACUCUUUUGGCUAAAUUUACAGAGGGAUAUUCCCCAAGUCCUGUGUUAUUGGCAGAAAAUGCCGCCAUCUUGUCCAAUAAGACAUUUAUAAGGACUUUUCAUGCCACUCCAAAAGCACUUGAUAGGAGAAUGGAUGAUGAAGCAUUGGGAUUGAAGGCUAAAAAGAAAGGAAAGUUCAAGAAAAGGACAAAAAGUACUUCCCCGCCUGUUGAAAAACCUUACAUACCUCCUAAACUUAAAACAACUGGCAGCUCAUCUUAUGAGAGAACAGUUGACAUAUUCGAAGGAAUGACGACUGUUGAGCUUGCCAAGCGAUGUGGAAAACCAUUAUCUGUUGUUCAGGAUAUCCUUCUGAAUGUGGGGGAGAAAAUUGAAUCAGAAUUUGAUCCUCUCAGUGUUGACGUUGCUGAGCUAGUUGCAAUGGAAGUAGGAGUGAAGGUCAGAAGGCAGCAUUCGGACGAAGGUGCUGAACUUCUACCACGUCCUCCAGUCGUCACAGUGAUGGGCCAUGUUGACCAUGGCAAAACAUCACUUUUAGAUGCUCUGAGGCAAACAUCUGUGGCAGCUAAAGAAGCCGGAGGCAUAACUCAGCAUUUGGGAGCAUUUGUUGUCAACAUGACCUCAGGGGCAUCAAUCACAUUUCUUGAUACUCCUGGCCAUGCUGCAUUCAGUGCAAUGCGAGCCAGAGGUGCAGCAGUGACAGACAUAGUUGUGUUGGUAGUGGCUGCCGAUGAUGGUGUCAUGCCUCAAACGCUUGAAGCAAUCUCUCAUGCAAAAGCAGCUGAUGUGCCGAUUGUUGUUGCAAUUAACAAAUGUGAUAAGCCUGCAGCAAACCCAGAGAGGGUGAAAGUCCAGCUUGCAUCUGAAGGGCUGCCCUUGGAAGAAAUGGGUGGAGAUGUUCAGGUUGUUGAAGUUUCUGCAGUAAAUAAAACUGGUUUGGAUAACUUAGAAGAGGCUUUGCUUCUGCAGGCCGAGUUUAUGGAUUUAAAAGCGCGUAGUGAUGGGCCUGCUCAGGCUUAUGUAGUUGAAGCAAGGCUUGACAAGGGACGGGGUCCAUUAGUUACUGCCAUCGUGAAAACAGGAACGCUGGUUUGUGGCCAGCAUGUUGUCGUAGGUGCGGAGUGGGGGAAGAUAAGGGCUAUCAGGGAUGUGGCUGGAAAAUGGGCGGAUGAGGCCAAACCAGCAAUGCCUGUCGAGAUAGAAGGGUUGAAAGGGUUACCCAUGGCUGGUGAUGAUAUUGUCGUGGUGCAUUCUGAGGAAAGGGCAAGGAUGCUUAGUGAUGGAAGGAAAAAGAAAAACGAAAGAGAUAGACUAAAUAAGCAGGUAGCUGAUAGAUCUAUGGAGGAGCAAGACGAGGAUGAUUCAGAAGAUCCAGAAGCACAGGAGGGAAACAAACAAAAGCCCAGAAGGGUGGAAAUGACAUUUAUAGUUAAAGGAGAUGUUCAAGGCACUGUUCAAGCUGUCACAGAUGCACUGAGGAGCUUGGAUAGCCCCCAGGUCAAUGUGAUGGUCAUCCAUGGUGGUGUUGGGUCCAUCUCUGAGUCUGAUGUAGAUUUGGCACAAGCUUGUGACGCAUGUAUUGUGGGCUUCAAUGUUAAAAGCCCACCUACUUCUCUAUGUCAGGAAGCAAACAGAGCUGGCAUCAAGAUAAUAUUGCAUCGCGUAAUAUAUCAUCUACUGGAGGACAUAGGGAAGUUGAUUGUUGAAAAAGCUCCGGGGACUUUGGAGACAAAGGUAGCUGGAGAAGCACAGGUGUUAGGUAUCUUUGAAACCAAAGGGAGGAGUAAAGCCAAGGGAGAUGAUGUGAAGAUUGCUGGGUGUAGGGUGACAGAUGGCCGGAUAACGAAGUCAUCAUCAAUGAGGCUCCUGAGGAGUGGUGAAGUUGUUUUCGAAGGGUGUUGUGCAUCAUUGAAGCGAGAGAAGCAGGACGUGGAGACUGUUGGGAAAGGCUCUGAAUGUGGACUAGUCAUCCGCAAUUGCUUCGACUUCCAGGUAGGUGACAUCAUCCAGUGCUUAGAGGAAGUGAACAGAAAACCGAAGUUCGUUUCAUCUGAAAGUGGAGCGGUCAGAAUCGAGUGCUAAAUUGCUAGUAUAUUGUUUUCAUUACUCGAUGCAAUACAUUCUCUGGAGCUUUUGCAAUUUUGACUAGUAGAUGAUUCCCCCCGGCAACUUAAUUUAAUCAAAACAUUUUAAAGGUACUGGUUGAAGCAUUUGUUAUCACAAUAUAGAAACACUAUAAAACAUGUUCAUAUUCAGCACUUUCCUAAUUUGUAAAAUAAGAUUAUUUGAAAUGAAAUCAUAGCAUAUUGUCAAGUAUUUAUGUAUGUUACUUUUAAGUUUUAAGUGAUGCAACUCCAUUCUAAAAUAUUCAUGUUUUUAAGAAGUGAAC